Molecule: messenger RNA, 1254 nt
Organism: Adineta ricciae
Lineage: Eukaryota; Metazoa; Rotifera; Eurotatoria; Adinetida; Adinetidae
Source: the annotation of a GenBank genome assembly
AUGAUCUUCAGCGAUGAGGGUGAAAAUAUUUUGAAAAAUAAUGGGCUCAUUGUUGAUGAAAAUACAACAACAUCAUCAACGUAUGAUUUACAUAACUUCGUCCUGUCGUAUUAUGGUUCCAUUCGAACGUUCAAUAAAGAACUUAAAUCAGGCUCCUUGGCUGCUAAUAUCGGCCGGCUGACUAUUAGUUGUCUUAGUACUAGUGAGCCAAUCAUUCGAAUGUUAGCCCGUCGCUUUAGCGGAGGCCAGACUUGCCCUAUGCUUGAAAGAUUUACUAUUCUAUAUGCAGAAACAAAACCAAAGUAUUCUUUCCAACGUUCAACGGCGACAGUUCAUAAAAUGGCAUCAUUAUCUCAAUUUGUCAUGGUUCUUGGUCAGAUACAUGAUAUUGAUUUUUACUUCGACAAUGAUGCUGAGAAUCUGUAUGCUUUAUAUGGCGAUUCAUUGACCUUCGCCAUGAAACAGCACGAACGAAAUGCACCGUGGCUGAGUACACGAUUUGGAAAAAGCAGAGAUCACUCACUUCGAUUAUGUGCCUUAUUACAAGGCCUAGAAAUGGCAGCGGUAAUGCCUCCAAAGCGACAACAGUCAAAAUGCAACGCAGCAUCGUCCAAUACACUGGCAAGAAAAAAUGCUGAAAUCUGUAAUCCGAAAAGUACAAACAGCUCCGAAGACACCUCAGCGGAGCAAUCGUUUCCAGAAUCUCCCUCACCUAAACCCAUUAAAAGAGCAAGAAAAGCGAAACAGCCACGAAGCAAAAAAGCAACACCGAGCACGUUACCCAGCAUUGAAAGUCCAGUUAAUAACAACGAUCUAGACACAGCAUCACUCUCCAAGCGAAUAGAAUCUCACUCUUCGAUUCAACUAACACCCGAUAUUAUCAGUCCACCUCAUCCUAUCCCGAACAGCCAAGGCGAGCCAAGUGAUGUUCCACAACCAAUUUUUCCAUCAUUAGCCAAUAACGAUGACACCAACAAUCCCGACAGAGACGACGACGACAACUUCGCUAAUCAAACCAAUCCUUCUCCUGACAAAAAUAGUCAACCGAGUCAAGCACCAAUCAAUCAUUCCACAGUAGUCCACUCAGCUCAAUCAGCAGAUCUUUAUCAUCAAGUUGACGAUGACACAAUUGCAUCUAUCGAACCAACGAUCACCGAUCCAUUCCGAUUCGAUUUUACCAAGCGAGACGUGAAACACCUCCUUCGCCCACCUACUGUCAUACAAACCACGCCCACCAAAACUACAAUCACAUGA